AUAUAAAUAAAUACAUCCCCAUACAUAUAACUAGGGCAUGGCCGGUGAUGGAUUUUGAUUUGAGAGAUAGUGUAUGGUGGUGGCAUGCUCAACAAGAGCGAUGCAGAGAUGGCUUUGAUCAAGCCGAGACAGGUGCCAGAAUCCAAAAUUGGAGUAGUUGGCAUGUCCAAACUGGUAAAAUCAAUUGUAGCUUAUCUGAUUACAACAGCAACUGAGACAGAAAGGAACCCCGGGCCUAAGCGCGAGGUGCGAAGCAAAGCACAG
Messenger RNA from Ilex paraguariensis (yerba mate), 264 nucleotides. The record is from the annotation of a GenBank genome assembly. NCBI's taxonomy places the organism in Eukaryota, Viridiplantae, Streptophyta, Magnoliopsida, Aquifoliales, Aquifoliaceae.